GGGAGGGACGAAAUCAACUCACACGCGCGUCUUCUGCACGCUGAAAAACACAACUCAGCCACAUAACUGGGAUCCACAAACAACUUCUUUACAAAUUAUUCCUUCUCGACUUUUUCACCAGUUUGUUGCUUUCUUGUAGGGAGACGAACUCCCUAUCUUGCGACGCUCGAUGAAUUCUGCGGGGAGAGUCACUAUGUUUUUUGUUUUUAUUGUCCUGGUAACACAAGAUUGUUUCUCAUCUAAGGGAGAAGACAGGCUGUUUCGUCGUUUAUUCAGGAGGUAUAAUCAGUUCAUUCGGCCAGUGGAAAAUGUGUCUGACCCUGUCACCGUGGAGUUUGAGGUCUCCAUCUCACAGCUUGUUAAAGUGGAUGAAGUCAAUCAAAUCAUGGAGACCAAUCUAUGGCUAAGACAUAUAUGGAAUGACUACAAGCUCAGGUGGUCACCAGCAGAGUUUGAUGGAAUUGAGUUCAUCAGAGUCCCAUCAAAUAAAAUCUGGAGGCCAGACAUUGUACUUUACAACAAUGCUGUUGGGGACUUCUUGGUGGAGGAUAAAACCAAAGCUCUUUUGAAAUAUGAUGGAACCAUAACUUGGGUCCCUCCCGCAAUCUUCAAAUCCUCCUGUCCUAUGGACAUAACUUACUUUCCCUUUGACUAUCAGAACUGCUCUAUGAAGUUUGGUUCCUGGACCUACGACAAGGCCAAGAUUGACCUGGUUCUUAUCGGCUCAAAGGUCAACCUGAAAGACUUCUGGGAGAGUGGAGAAUGGGAGAUCAUUGAUGCGCCUGGUUAUAAACAUGACAUCAAGUACAACUGCUGUGAGGAGAUUUACCCAGACAUAACCUACAGUUUCUACAUACGCCGACUGCCCCUCUUCUACACCAUCAACUUAAUCAUCCCCUGCCUCCUCAUCUCCUUCCUGACUGUACUUGUCUUCUACCUUCCAUCAGACUGUGGUGAGAAAGUGACAUUGUGCAUUUCUGUACUCCUCUCUCUUACCGUGUUCCUCCUUGUAAUUACGGAAACCAUCCCAUCGACCUCACUUGUGAUCCCUCUGAUUGGCGAGUACCUUCUCUUCACCAUGAUUUUCGUCACCCUUUCCAUCGUCAUCACUGUCUUUGUAUUGAAUGUGCACUAUCGCACUCCUAUGACCCACACCAUGCCCAGCUGGGUCCGUACUGUCUUCCUCCGGGCUUUACCUCGUAUCAUGCUUAUGCGUCGUCCUCUUGACCUGUCAGAGUCUUCUGGAAAAGGAGGACUAGAGAGUGGGGGCUCGUCUGGGAGUGGAGCAGGAAGAGGAGGGGAGGGAAAGAAGAUAAAAAAUAGUGGAUCACAGCAGGGAGCAAUGAACUCUUUGGAGUUUGGAGAGGGAAAGGCAGCACUGGAGGGAAAGAAAGGGGGAUGCCCAUGUCACCCGAUGAAAGAAGCACCCGAGGGAGAUUGUGGGAAAGCCAGCCGUCAGUUAAGUCCGCAGGCAAUCAACACGGUUGUGGCUUUCUCGGUUGUGUCACCAGAGAUCAAACAGGCCAUUGAGAGUGUGAAGUACAUUGCUGAGAACAUGAGGAGCCGCAACAAAGCCAAAGAGGUGGAGGAUGAUUGGAAGUAUGUUGCCAUGGUGAUUGACCGCAUCUUCCUGUGGGUCUUUGUGCUGGUGUGUGUGCUGGGAACAUUGGGGCUCUUCCUGCAACCUCUCAUUGGCUUCCUCUCAUAACUGACAAUGGAACACAUAUGCCAGACUAAUGUUUGAAGCAAUUAAAAGCACUAAAUAUCUGUUUCAGAAAUGAUCAGAGUCACUGACAUGCUUUCGUAUUUAAUUAGCAUCACAUGUGUUCUGUCUCUACAGCAAAACUCCACAACUAUAUUCUGGUGUCCUUACGCAGCAAAUAGCUAAUCAGGUGUUCUGUUUCUCUCUCCGUCAACUAAUCAAUUGGAGACUACUCUUUGCCUUUUUAACAAUCAGGGACUCUGAUUGAAAAUUGACCAUUGCUGAACUUUCUAAUCACCAUCAUGCUUAAAGCACUGAUAUGCCAAUUUCACUGACUCCAUAAGAGUAAUUAUCAGACUGAUCUGUGUUCUGUUACCACAGCUCGACUAUUUGAUCCCAUUUGAUUAGACUCAUAUGAUACAUGCCAUUUUAUACCAAACAAAAUGGUCAUCUUCUCUCAACCAACAACUAACAGUCAACAAUUACUCAGGAAAGCCUGCAACAGACAGUGAUGGUGUUUUCCUUACCAGAGUAGAGGAUAUCCAGCUUAUGCACAGAGACAAAAAUGUGUUGAAUAGGUCAGUUCACUAAACUCUCACACCUUGUUUUUCUUACCCACUUGGUUUUCCUUGUGGAACUUGAGGGAUUUGUCAUAUAAUAUCUCAACCUGAUCUCACGAAAAUUCGUACAUAUUUUACGAGUUGGCUAUUUUGUAUGAUUUUGUACGAUUUCGUUCGUAUGAAUUCGUACAAUUCAUCACGUGCAAAUGCCCGGAUGUGUUAUGUGGAAGCAAGCGCAAGUUCAGCGCACGAGGUGUCAAGGACAUACGUAUUAAUAUUAUGCUCUUACCCAAACCCCUUAUCUAAACCUAACCAAUCAGUAGAGUGUGUAAACAUGACAGGAAGCUGUUAUGUGUGACAGAAGCAAGUAAUUGUCACGUAUUAAAUGAAAACAAUGUCCAGCGAUGUCAUUGGUUGUAGUGAUGGUCGUACGUAUUCAUACGAGUGCAGUCGUACGAUAUCAUACGAAUUAACCAAAUUUAGAACAGAUCCUUACAAUUUCACUGAGAGAGUGUGUUGAAUAUCCAAUGUUUCUCAACUUCCACAAUCAACCUCACCUUAUCCAUAUUUGCUGUUUAAUAUACAUAUGGAGUGAUAUUUUGGCCAAUGAGUUUUUGGUGUGGGCGGUGAUUCCUGGAAUAAGAGAAACCAAGUGACUGGCAAAAAGUAUUUUCACUCGUCACUAGUCACUGUUGUGGCUGGUUAACGAAACUGGAUUAACAAGGAAAAUAUUUAAUAUAAAGAGCUUUUAUUGCUUGCUGCUUUGUCACAUCAUGCCUGGUAUAGGACACGUGAGGGGAUAAAUAGUCAGCUUAAUUAACAUGGGUAUAAAAUUAGUCUAGAAUGUGGGUAAUCUAUAAAUAACUUUAAAUUGUAACAUGGUUGUAUUCCAGAACAAAAAUGACUAAUCAAGUCCCAAUUUUGCCAAAUAAUUUCUGUUUAAAAUGAGUUAAAUUAAUCUGUUUUUUGUUUUGUUUUUCAGUGUGUCUCAUCUUUCUGGGACUGCAUGGGAAGAUUUUACUUUUUAAUGCAGAUGUAUUGACCAUGAUGUUUGAGUCUAAAUCCUUAGCUGUUCUGUGCGGGCUAUUAAAAUGACUGCUUUCCCUCCUUCCCUCCCUCUCACUCUCCUGCUCUCUAUCUCUCUUUCUCUCACUCCAUCAAAUACAUAAGCCGCUCUUUAAUAUUAGCAUUUUUUUUUCCACUUCCACUUGUCAGCUUCUGACAUUUUUGAAAAAUCUUUUAUAUAUUUAUUUA
Myxocyprinus asiaticus (Chinese sucker) is the source of this 3516-nucleotide messenger RNA. RefSeq names its product neuronal acetylcholine receptor subunit alpha-3. The record is from RefSeq and is a predicted model, not a curated record. NCBI's taxonomy places the organism in Eukaryota, Metazoa, Chordata, Actinopteri, Cypriniformes, Catostomidae. Bases 170 to 1708 code for a protein of 512 amino acids. Gene Ontology annotation, molecular function: acetylcholine-gated monoatomic cation-selective channel activity; transmembrane signaling receptor activity. The transcript has 6 exons. Gene Ontology annotation, cellular component: synapse; postsynaptic membrane; neuron projection. Gene Ontology annotation, biological process: regulation of membrane potential; chemical synaptic transmission; signal transduction.